AUGUCGAGUAAAGGAGGGUAUGCGGCAGCGCCGCCGCCGCCGCGGCAGGGAGGCGACAGGUUCUACAACCCGCCGGCGUUUCGCCGCGACCACCACCAAACGCUCUUGCAGCAGCAGCAAAUGUUGCAGAGGCAGCUGCUCCAGCAGCAGCAGCAGCAGCACCUACAGCUCCAGCAGCACCGCCUGAUGCAGAGGAGGGCGGCUCCUGCGCCGGAGUAUUCCCCGGCUGCGGAGGCUGAGGCUCGGGACGACGCUGAUGCUUCAUCGACGGAGGUGGCAUUGUCGGUGCCGCCUUCCGUUGGCCGUGGGUCGGCUUUGAGCGUUACGAAUUUGGAUCGCUUGAUGGAAUCUGUUACUCCGUUUAUCGUGGCGCGGGGCUUGUUGGAGGUGAAUGCAAGGGGCCAGAGAGCGCGUGAAGUGGAUUCACUUCCUUUUUAUUACUUGGAAGAUCUGUGGGAAUUUUUUAGCGAGUGGAGUUAUUAUGGCGCUGGAGUACCUUUAUUGUUGCAUGGGAAAGACCGAAUCGAGCAGUAUUAUGUCCCUUUCUUGUCAGGCAUACAAUUGUACGUCGACCCUUCAAACCCUGCGUCUCGACUUGGUGGACCCAAUGAGGAAAUUGAUGCUAAGUCAUAUAGGCUGAUGAGUGGUGCUGGAAGCAGCGACUCUGCAAUAGACGGGCGAGCUAAAUCCAGUUUUAGCUCACUGGGAGAUAAAUCUGUCAUAAAUUCAGUUGGUUCUGAAGUUGCUCAUUCUCAUGGACAGCCCGUGUUUCAGUUCUUGGAACACGAGCAGCCAUAUAAUCGCAGACCACUGGCUGAUAAGAUAUCGUUGCUCGUUUCGCAAUAUCCCGAGCUUAGCAAGUUCAAAAGCUGUGAUUUACUUCCAUCUAGUUGGAUAUGUGUAGCUUGGUAUCCGAUUUAUAGGAUACCCAUUGGCCCGACACUGCAAGAUCUCGAUGCAUCUUUCUUGACAUUUCAUUCUUUGUCGACUCAACCUAAAAGAAAGCAAAAGAGGCCAUCUUUUUUAAUAAAAGUAGAACAUCUUUUGGUUUCCUCUUCCUCAAGCCAAUAG
Striga asiatica is the source of this 1071-nucleotide messenger RNA. NCBI's taxonomy places the organism in Eukaryota, Viridiplantae, Streptophyta, Magnoliopsida, Lamiales, Orobanchaceae. The record is from the annotation of a GenBank genome assembly.